GCUUCAUGUCAUUGUCGACGAUUGUAACAAUGACAAUUAGCGUUCACAAAAUAAGCAGCAAGAAAAUAAAUUAAAAAGUUGAAUAAAUUUUUAAUUGUUGACGUCAUAUAUUGCUUUCAAGUUGAUAUAUGUAAUGCUUAUAAUAACUUGGAUGACUCACCUCCAACUCGGCCGAAAUUUAUUAUCUCGCGCAUGCGUGCAUCACAUUAUCCGGUAGUUCUGACCAAAAUGGCUCCUGUUGGAGAGAAAAAUGACAGAAUGAACUCUGUCAGCGAUGAAACAGAGAAUGAAUCACAGAAUCUAUGGUCCACAAUAUUGAGUGAAGUACAGUCGAGUUCUGCAUCAAAGCUACCAACUUCCAAGUCGGUUAUUGUUUUAGGUGACAAUGACAGUGGCAAGACCACACUUAUAGCUAAACUACAGGGUGUAGAGGAGCCAAAGAAAGGCAUAGGACUGGAGUAUUACUACCUCAAUGUGAAGGACGAGUACAGAGAUGAACAAGGCCGACUUGGUAUAUGGGCCCUAGACGGGGACACGACCCACACCAGCUUGUUGAAGUACGCGCUCACUGAGGAAAGUUUUGAGCACUCUCUAGUCAUUCUAGUAGCCUCUAUGACCCAGCCAUGGGCCAUCCUGGACUCGCUCGAGAAAUGGGCAUCCAUUCUACGUCACAAUAUUGACCGAUUGCGCAUAUCACCAGAAGACAGACGAGAAUAUGAACAAAGUUUGGUGCAGUACUACCAGGAGUACGUAGAGCCCGAUGAGACCUCGGGCUCCAGUCAAACGUCACUGAGGCGGGACGCAAACCCCCUGCACCCCCCUCCCCCUAACACACAGGAUGAGGACAAGGUUGUCUUGCCCCUUGGGGAGAACAUCCUUGCGCAGAAUCUAGGCAUACCCAUUGUAGUCCUAAUUACUAAAGCAGAUUCUAUCUCGACAUUAGAAAAAGAACAUGAUUAUAAAGAAGAGCAUUUUGACUUUAUACAAAUGCAUAUAAGAAAUUUCUGUUUGAAUUAUGGUGCUGCUCUGUUCUACACAUCGGUGAAGGAGGAGAAGAAUUGUGACCUACUUCACCAGUAUUUAUUACAUCGGAUAUAUGGGUUCCCCUUCACAAUGUCUGCCUAUGUCGUGGAAAAGGAUAGUGUGUUCAUCCCAAUGGGUUGGGACAAUGAAAAAAAGAUUGCAAUUUUACAUGAAAACCUAUUGAACAUAAAACCAACAGACAACUAUGAAGACGUUGUUUCCAGGCCCUCAGUUCGUAAGACCAGAACUCCUAUUCGUUUAAUCCAUGCGCCUGUGCAGCGAGAUGCAGAGAUAACGGUGGAGGAUGUGCAGGUGUUCCUAAUGAAGCAACAGUCCCAUCUGAACAAGGCACCUUCACCAGGGGCCGCAGGCUCGCAGGCCGAAGGGGAGUCCCCGGCCCGACCCCCUGCUGCUGUUGUGGGUAAGACCGCAACCGCGCCGCUGGGCAAGGCAGCAUCCUCCCCUACCCCGACCACUGUAUCACCCAACAAGAAGAUGGAAACCAAAGCCAGUGCUGGGGGUGGUAACACGAGUGAGACCAUGCUGGCAAACUUCUUCAACAGUCUCCUCAGCAAGAAGUCUGGAGGUGUAGGUGCACCACGACCAGAUACAGCAGCGGUUCAUUCAGAGCUGGAAAAGAUGACAAAAUCCACGACAAAAACUGCCAAGAGGUCACAGUCAGAUGUGAACCCAAAUGGACCAAGCUCUGAGUCUUGAUUGGCUUAUAUGAUCAUGUGACAUUUUCCUACUUCCUGAUUGGUAAAUUCUGUGAUGAUUACAAGUUGACAUGAAAGCUAGAUCAUGAUUGGUGAAUCCGUGAUCAUGUGAAUGUAACCUUCACUUUGAUUGGCUGAAAUUAGUAUCUUGUGAAGGAGGUGUUCAAACUCAAUAGUGAAAUUAUAUAUUAUUAAGGAAUACAUGUUAUAAACUAUUUCUAUUGUGAUCAUUUGAGCUUUAUAUGUGCUUAUGAUGCUGAUUUGAAGAGAACAUGUUUUCGCUUAUGUAGAAAACUUAAUAAACAUAAGGGCUGCACUGUGGUGGAAAUUAUUUGUGUUCAUUAAACAAGAUAGCAUCUGCUUUAUUAUUUUUUGUGCAACAACUUAGACAUAUUUCAAUUUUUGUAAAUAGUUUCUCUGUUAUAUAUUUAUAUAAAUUAGUGAUGAAUUGAGGCUGUCAUUGGGUGGUGCAUGAACUUGUUGUUUCACAGGUUAUUCCCUUUAAAAGCAUUUGUAAUUCUUAAAAGCAUUUUUAGGUAGAUGCAUGCAAGACUAUUACUUAUUGAAAUGGCUACUUAAUUGACAGCAACAUCUAUGACCUAUGUUUAUAUGAAUAUGAAAAUUUUACAUUACUUUUUAUCUUUCCAUUGGAAUGGUCAUUACUAUUUAUUAAGACACAAAGAUUUGUGUAUAUUUUUUAUGGACAUUCAGUAUUAUAUUUUUUAAAUCAAGUUGAUUCGUGUUCUUCUUUAGUUACAAAAUUACCAUUAUGAUAAAUGUAUUUUAGGUGCUUAAAAGUGUACUUAGUGUCCAUCUAAAAAAUUGUCAUUUAUUUGCAUGUAGAAGAAAUUAUUAAUAUAAUUUUACACAAAACAAUAUGGUUAAUAUAUGCACGUUAUUGAUACACUGAUUUAUUAGUUUUGAUAUUUUGGUUUGAAAGAUAGGCAGUCUUGCAAACUGAAACAACAAGUGUAGAAUACUUUUUUGUUACUUGGUUGUAUAGUUUGGCAGCCUUAUUUUAUCUUCUAUUGUGGCAAUAGGUAUAAGUCAUGUCAGAUGCAAUCUGACAUGUAUGGUCCAUUAGUUUUAUCUGACACGUAUGGUCCAUUAGUUUUAUUUUCGCUUGUGAAGUCAUAUGGAUAUGUUUGUACUCAUAAUUGCAUUGCCUCGAUAUUUAGUGUUGAAGGGGCUUAUUAGCAGCAUUUCUAAAACAUAUCUCAGGCAGAUAUUGAAACUGUAUCUAUUCACAUUUUUUGGACAUAAAAAUCUAGUGAAUAAUUUGGUAAUAAUGGUAAAUUGAUUAAAUUAUUAAAAUAAAUAUAUACUUAGCCAAAAAGUUUGUUUUUUUCAAAACUUACCUUUGGUUGGAUUCAAACUGACAUCUGGAAAAGUCACUCAUUUCAAUGAGAAUUUUACUACACUUAAGUACCAUUAUCAAUUGUGUGCAUACGUAUAGCAAUUUAACUGCUGAGCAAUAUGGUCAUAGCUGUCAGUGUGCCCCUUUAACAUUCUGUGCUGGUUUUUCCAUGGUUUAGAAAUCAGCGUCUUUUUCGUUUGUUUAAGUCUGGGGAUAUAUUUUCGAGAAGCGUAGAAUAAUGUAGAAUCACUUGUACUUACAUAUACCAGAUUUACUUGUGCAGGUACUGAAAUGUGAUAGAUAUCUUUCACAUUUUACUCUUUUUAAGUGUCUUUCGCUUAAUAUAUUGGCAAUUGCAUUACAUACAAGCUGACAAGGUAUUUUGCUUACAGGUAGGAGCGUUGUGAAGUCUGCCUCAAUGAUUAAAACUGUUCUUGUUCUUCAACAUAGCAUUAUUAUCUUUAUGUUUUUCGUAUGAAACAAGUGUCAGUUUAUGUUUUCAUUGUGUUUGAAAUGUAUCAGUUAAGGGACAUACCAUGGUUACCAUUGCUCUAAAGUUUUUUUUAACAAUAUGGAAUGUGUUUACAUCAUACUUGAUAUUGUUUUCUUAAGAAGAGGUUUAAGAACUGAUAUUAAUAUAUUAUAAUAUUGAGCUAUUAUUUGUAAGAGGGAAAUAGGAACGUUACUUUAGAUUACUUAUUGCAAGAACCUGAAGAAGUAAAAUAUAUACCCAUUCUACUUAAUGCAGACUGAAUUCUGAACAAGAAUUCUUAAUGAAAAUGGGCUUGGGCACAUUGUGAGAUAACUUCUGAACAAAUUCAUAAACAAUCACAUACCAAAUUAUUACUGACCUUUGCCACCGCUUGAAUGAAAACUUGUUCCUACAUAAGUCACUUCUUUAGGGGAAUUUAAAAUUAAAGGAAUUUUAUUAAGUUCCAACUGGAGCUUUGAAAAUACUGCAUACUAAUUAUAAUAGAAAUCUACAAUAUAGAGAUGGGCAUCAGAAGAUUUCAUGCACAAGGUUUAAAGAAGAAAAGAUGACUUCACAAAUCAUGGGGCAACCUUUAAUUGCCUCUCUUGUAUUUGCUAAACCGAGCCAUGUAAUUGACAUGAGUCAAGAAUACUAUGAUAUAUAUAACUCAUUACUUAUAUUUGCUUACGUUAUGUCUAUUAUGUUUAUUUAUUGCUUCAUAUAUACAAAACAUUUGUUGUUGGCAUUUAUGUUUAUUUUCCUGCACUUUAGCCUUCAGGCGAUAAAUAUGGUAAUUGAACAAUCCAAAAAGUGCUGAAAUUCACUUGACACUGCAUCGCAAAGUUUUUAUUUGGAUGUGCCCUAUUAUUUUCUGUCUAAUAAAUUGGUUCAAAUAGAGAAGUACGGUAAUUCAUACACAUUCAAUAAUGAUUAUUUUUUAAACGCUAUUAAUAAUUUUUAUUUUUUUUUCAAACAUAAUAUAUAAUCAUGUGCUUGCUUUUGUUGACUUUAUUUUGACCAUUGACCUCUUUCAGUUUGUUUUGUUUUCUAAAACUUUUUAAUUAUAAGUGCUCUUUUUUGUUUGUAUUUUGUGUAUGCUGUUUGUUUCUUUUGUUUAGUAGAAUACAAACAUUAUCUAAUCCCAAUCUCAUUACCUUGUGCUACUUUUUUUCUUACAUUUUUUUCUGACUUAAGUAUUAUUUUGAUUAAACAAAAACUUCCUUUGCUUUUGACAGAAUAUGGCUAGCCUAUUGUUUACAUAAACACUGAAUGACACGUAACUUUUGGCAUACAGUUAGCCAUUCAUACAGCAAGAACUGGAUUUUAAUUUAUGCCUUUUUCGACCCAAAUCUAUAUUUUGAACAACAUUUGUCCGAGCUUCACCCAUAAACAAUUUGUUUGUGCAUUGGUCUGGACAUUAUUUCUGCAGCCAUUCUUCCCAAACCUCAGAAUAAAGAUUGGCAAUUUGUCAGCUACUUGUAAGUAUGUGCUGUGGUGUAGUGGAUAUGGUGUCAGCCUAGCGAUCUGUAGGUUACUGGUUCAAUCCUCACUCUCGGAGCAUUUUUAAGAUCUGCCCCAGAGACACCAAGUAAUGGUUCUGGGUCAAGGAAACAGACUCGAGAUUGUUUCAAAUAAGUAGUAAGUACUUCUUAUUUAAUUGCACUAAAAUAAAUAAGCUUAAACUUUAAGUAUGUGCUCAAUAAAACUAUGGUACGGCUAAUAAGCUGAUGAAAAUGACAACAAAAAUCUAACAAAAUAUGCAAUGAAUUGCUUGUCUUUUAAGACCUUUGUCAAAAUAUUUUGCAGCCAGAUAAAUUGUUCCUCCAUUGCAUUAAUGGUGUUUUAAAAUGUAAAAAGGUAAUCGGGACGGAGAGAAAAAUACAUAAUAUAGUUUGUGUGCCUGAUAAUGAUUAAAAAAUAAUGUUUGUAUUGGGAUACAAUCAAGUCCAUGUUUUGAGUUCUACAUUCCAGAACGAGGAACUUUAUACUGUAUAUACUUGGAACAAAUUUUCGAAUGAAUGAUUAUAUUACACUGUUUGAAUACAGUUGGUAAAUGCUUUACUUUAGCAGUAUUUUUUUCAAGUGACCUUAUGACAUAUGGUUAGAUGCACUGAACUGUUUAAUUUAUGCUCUUUUUUUGGUGAGACUCCACUUCCCUCUAUCCUUUAUCCAUAUAUAAUGUUUUUUUUCUUAAAUAUUUAGAUGCAUCAUUGUAGAUUACUGAAGAUUAUGAUAAUGGUGCAUUUGCAAAUAUGGAUUUUCCUUGAGGCAUUUCAGCUUUUUAUUAGUUUUAGAGACUUGUUGAUAGUUGAUUUAUGUUACUUAAAAUGAUUUGUUCACAGAUUUGCAGGUUUUUAUUUGCGAAAAUAAUCGUCAAUUGAAUAUACUAACAAAACAGUAGUAUUUGGAAUGAUGUUAAAUUACUACAAUAACUAGAAAUAAGAUAAAGACCUCAAAAAGAAUAGAAAGUUAAAAUUCUGAGACUUGAAUUUAAAUGCUUUGUGGAUAAUACUUGUUUUUUGCUAAAUUAUCAAUGAACAUAUUUAAAACAUAUUAUGACCUUUCUGAUAUUGAUUGAUGAGAAUCAAUAAGCAAAUCUUUUUUUGGAACCAGGUAUGGUUAACAUGUAUUGCGUAAAUUAAUGUAAUGCAUAUAUUUAUUUAUUUUGGAAUCUAUGACAAUUUUUUCAGACGUGUCAUUUUGCAGAUCUGUGAACAAGUCCCUAUAAAGGUCAAUUUAAACAACAAAAUGUUCUACUUGUAUGUGGACGAAUGCAUGAUGUUAAGUAUUUGUUUGAUUCAUUCAUGUGUUUAUCUUUUUAUGUAAUGAAGUUGCAAUAUUUACAUAUUUGUGUCAGUCCUCUGCACACAUACAGUAUUUUUCCUGUAAUAAAAUGCUCCGCAAACCUUUGUAAUCUCACGUGUAGUUGGAAAAGAAAUGGUUGAAUGUGUAUAUAUAUAUAUAUAUACAUGUAAUUCUUUUUCCAUGCAUGCAUCUUGGAAGUAAUUGAGGAAGACUUUUUUGUUAACUUAAAAAAAUUAUCCGGUUAAUCUUCCCUUAUUAGGUACUAGUACAAAAAAAGCUUUUUAUUUCCCAUUCAAUUAUCAAUAUAUAUUUUUUGGACUUUUGCCUUUAAUGGAGAUUGUAACUUGCAACAUAUAUAUCUUGAGUUCUGUUUGAAGCACAAUUACAGUGAUAUGUAUGUCCUGUAUCCAUUCUAUUAAAAUUGCCAUGUUAUAAAAUAAAAAUUAUAACAGUUUAAUGUAUGAUUGAUUUUGAGGCCAUCAUAUUUCUUCAUUCGCAUACUAUAUAUGACCUUCUUCAUUCAUUAAAAUAUGUUAAAAAUAUAUUUUAUGGUAAGUGUACAUAAAAGAAGCACGAUAUUUGCUUUUACAAUGGUUUAGUAGUUUGCUUAAAGAAUAUUUUCACAUCUUAACUUGUACCUUUAUAUAAGUUAAAUGAAGUCUAUAAAUUGAUAUUAUGAAUUUAAUUUUGCAUACAAUUUGGCUAGUGGUUGUUUUUCUUUCUAUGUUUCAACUAGGUGUGGUUUUUUACAUUUCUUAAAUAUUUUCAUCAAGUUUGCACAGAACAUUAACUAUUUGUACCUUUGUAUUCUGUUAUUUAAAGUAUAUAGCUAAAAAUGCAGCUAUGGCAACUUGUGAACGUCAAAUACAUUUAAUGACAAGCUCUCUUCCAAAGAAGAUAAAUGGGGACGAGUCUCUGUUGUAGCUGACAAAUACAGUUGUUGGCCAGCAUGAUUAGGUUUUUAUGCAAAACUUACAUAUUCAUAAAUAUAAUAUCUGCUUGUGUUUUUGUUUGCUUGUUUCGAUUUGUAAGAUUGUGUAUAUCAAUUUGAUUAUUAUUACAGCAAUUUUCCAUGUUUUUAUGUAAACCUGCAUCUUCCUAUAGCUUGUUAAUACGUCUUGUUUUCCUAUAACUGAAUGGGUCUUGGUCAUUAUAAACGUUCAUGCAAAAACAAAUAAAAAACGAAAAUAGCAAA
Messenger RNA from Dreissena polymorpha, 7568 nucleotides. Its product is annotated as cytoplasmic dynein 1 light intermediate chain 2-like. Gene Ontology annotation, biological process: microtubule-based movement; microtubule cytoskeleton organization. Bases 193 to 1740 code for a protein of 515 amino acids. The record is from RefSeq and is a predicted model, not a curated record. Gene Ontology annotation, cellular component: cytoplasmic dynein complex; centrosome. Gene Ontology annotation, molecular function: dynein heavy chain binding. NCBI's taxonomy places the organism in Eukaryota, Metazoa, Mollusca, Bivalvia, Myida, Dreissenidae. The transcript has 13 exons.